AUGACACAAGGAAAUGUUACAGAAGUGACUGAAUUCAUUCUUGUGGGAUUUAAUGGCCAACACAAGUUUCGAUUGGUCCUCUUCAUUGUAUUUUUAGUGAUCUAUAUGACCUCUAUGGUGGGAAAUAUUGGAAUGAUUCUACUUAUCAAGACAGAUUCCAGACUUCAAACACCCAUGUACUUUUUCCUACAACAUUUGGCUUUUGUUGAUAUGUGUUAUACCUCAGCCAUUACUCCCAAGAUGCUACAAAACUUCAUAGUAGAAAACCAAUCAAUAUCAUUCAUGGGAUGUGUGAUGCAAUUACUGGUUUAUGCCUCAUUUGCAACCAGUGACUGUUACCUCCUGGCUGUUAUGGCAGUGGACCGGUAUGUAGCCAUCUGUAACCCACUUCACUAUCCCAUAGUCAUGUCCCAAACAAUCUGCAUCCAAUUGGUACUUGGUUCAUAUGUCAUGGGAUCAAUAAAUGGCUCCGUACACACAAGAUUUACAUUUUCACUGUCUUUCUGCAAGUCCAACAUCAUCAAUCACUUUUUCUGUGAUGUCCCCCCAAUUCUCUCCCUCUCUUGCUCCAGAAUCAACAUCAACAUCAAGCUACUCUUUGUCUUUGUGGGAUUUAACCUGACAUUCACUGUGAUGGUCAUCAUCUUCUCCUACAUAUACAUCCUGAGUGCCAUCCUGAAGAUGUCUUCCACUGCAGGGAGAAAAAAGGCCUUCUCCACAUGUGCCUCCCACCUCACAGCAGUCACCAUUUUCUAUGGAACCCUCUCUUACAUGUACUUACGGCCUCACUCUAAUACUUCCGAGGAAAAUAUGAAAGUGGCUUCCACGUUCUAUGGUAUUGUCAUCCCCAUGUUGAACCCCCUGAUCUACAGCUUGAGAAAUAAGGAGGUAAAACAAGCUCUAAAAGGGUUGGGAAAGAAGUACCACACUGGCCUCAAUUUAUUAAAAUUCAGCACAACAAUGCAUCAAGCAUAA
Molecule: messenger RNA, 975 nt
Organism: Orycteropus afer afer
Lineage: Eukaryota; Metazoa; Chordata; Mammalia; Tubulidentata; Orycteropodidae
Product: putative olfactory receptor 5AK3
Exons: 1
Coding region: 1-975 (324 amino acids)
Biological process (GO): G protein-coupled receptor signaling pathway; sensory perception of smell
Cellular component (GO): membrane
Molecular function (GO): odorant binding; G protein-coupled receptor activity; olfactory receptor activity
Source: RefSeq, a predicted model, not a curated record